This is a messenger RNA of Funneliformis caledonium, 768 nucleotides long. Lineage: Eukaryota; Fungi; Glomeromycota; Glomeromycetes; Glomerales; Glomeraceae. The record is from the annotation of a GenBank genome assembly.
GAAAAACAAGAUGCUGAAUCUCCAAAGGGUGUGUACGGAGGAAGAACUGAAGAUGUGGACAACAGUUCCGUUAUUUUUUGGCAUUUUUACGUCAGAAAAUAUCAAAAACACUUGGUAAAUAACUUAAUAUUUUCUUUAAGUGAUAAUAUAAUGAUUUCUAAUUUAUUUUUAUGUACGAUUUCUUCAAAUAUUAGGGGUGAAAUCCAAGCGAUUUCAACAAACAAAGCACGAAACGAAAAUGCAAAUCCUUUUUCAAGAGCAAAGGUUAGACAUAAAGUCGAUAUGAAGGGUACAUUGAUUAAAACGCCAAGUAAAUUCGAAGUAAUUUACGGAGAAGUUUCUGGGGGACUUGCUAAUUUUGGAAUACCUGCAUCCUGUCCAAAAAAACAGUAUGUUGACAAGGUGAAGUUAAUGAUCAUGUUGCGAGAUAGUCUCAAUCAGUUCUUCAAAGAUAAUCGUCAUGUAAAGGAUAAACAACGUAAAGAAUUAACUGUGUACGGAUGGUUACAAAUCGGAAUCGAGUUAAAAAUAUACGCAAUGGAUUGGGUUGGCUCUGGAAUUUAUAGAUUUGGUAAAUUAGACAAAUGCUUGUUACUAGUCGAUAAAGAUGACUCAACAAUAUUGGAAGAUGCUUACUGUAUUUUAAAAUUACUGGAGUCAAAAUUACUCGAAUCGGAAAAAAUAAUUAAAAGAAUAAUACAAGAUAAUACGAAAAACAAAAGAAGACGUAUCGAAACAGAAAACAGUCCUCAUUUAAACAAGAACUGA